UACAUUUAGAGUAGGCUGGAUCUUUACUGUGUAAAUUGUUUUACAAUAACUCUCAACUUGAUGAAGGCAAAGUAGGACUUCCUUGUCACUUAUUUAAUCCCAGCAUCGGACAGCAAUUGGUCUAAAUUCGUCCAGAUGAGACGUGAUCAGCAGGACUAUUGCCUGACGCUGCUGUCAAUCCAGAAUGGGGCGGUAGUUGUCAACCUACCGGACCGCGCGAGGCGCCGAAACGCACGUCCGACACCGGAGGAGAAGUUGAUCGGCGGAGCCUUUUAUCCUCUCCAGCCUGCUUUGGAUUGCUCUUACUUCAACCAGGAAUUAAAGGCAUUGCUCUGUUCGCAAAAACAUCCGCGGAAUAAUGCCGGACAGUAAAAAAUUCUUCGAGAACCUCUCUGGAGCAGGGAAGUCCAUUGGCGUCUUGACAAGCGGCGGAGAUGCUCAAGGUAUGAAUGCCGCUGUGAGGGCAGUGGUCAGAAUGGGAAUCUAUGUAGGAGCUAAAGUUUAUUUCGUCCAUGAGGGCUACCAGGGCAUGGUGGACGGAGGUGACAACAUCAAAGAGGCAUCAUGGGAAAGUGUUUCCAGCAUGUUACAAGUGGGUGGCACUGUGAUUGGCAGCGCCCGUUGCAAGGAUUUUCGUACCCACGAGGGACGUUUGCGUGCUGCUCUAAACCUGGUGCAGCGUGGCAUCACUAACUUGUGUGUGAUUGGUGGAGAUGGCAGUUUGACCGGAGCUAAUCUCUUCAGGGAGGAGUGGAGCGGACUGUUGGAUGAGCUUGUCCAAUCAGGUCAAAUCAGUGAAGAGGCUGCCCAAACUCAUUCUGUGUUGCAUGUUGUUGGGAUGGUGGGCUCGAUAGACAAUGAUUUCUGCGGGACAGAUAUGACGAUUGGCACUGACUCAGCACUGCACAGGAUCAUAGAGGUGGUGGACGCCAUAAUGACCACCGCACAAAGCCAUCAGAGGACCUUUGUGCUGGAGGUCAUGGGUAGACACUGCGGGUAUCUAGCAUUAGUCAGUGGUCUUGCGUGUGGAGCUGACUGGGUGCUGAUUCCAGAAAUGCCUCCCAAAGAUGGCUGGGAGGAACAGAUGUGUCACAAACUAUCAGAGAGCCGUUUGCGAGGUUCUCGUCUUAAUAUAAUCAUAGUGGCCGAGGGAGCCACAGACAGACAUGGAAACCCCAUCAGCUCUAAUGCAGUGAAGGACCUGGUUGUGCGCUGUUUGGGGUUUGACACGCGGGUCACCAUUCUGGGUCACGUCCAGAGAGGAGGAACACCCUCUGCCUUUGACCGCAUUUUGGCGAGUCGUAUGGGAGUGGAAGCCGUGUUGGCCCUGUUAGAAGCGUCUCCUGGUACUCCAGCGUGUGUGGUGUCUCUGUGUGGGAACCAGGCUGUCAGGGUGCCUCUGAUGGAGUGUGUUCAGAUGACACAGGAAGUCCAGAAGGCCAUGGAUGAAAAGAGAUUUGAAGAAGCCGUAAAGCUGCGUGGCAGAAGUUUUGAAAACAACCUGAACACCUACAAACUCUUGUCCCACCGCAAAGUUGAUACUGAACUUCCACAUAGUUCAUUUAACGUGGCCGUAUUGAAUGUCGGCGCUCCUGCAGCUGGCAUGAAUGCAGCCGUGCGUUCGGCCGUCAGGGUCGGGAUCACAGAAGGCCACACUAUGUUUGCUGUUAGUGAUGGAUUCGAGGGCUUCUAUAAGGGACAGAUAAAAGAAAUCAAGUGGGGUGAUGUUGGGGGCUGGACAGGCCAGGGCGGGUCCCUGCUAGGCACAAAAAGAACUCUUCCAGCAAAACACAUUGAUAAAAUUGCAGAACAAAUGAGGAUUCAUAACAUCAAUGCUUUACUGGUUAUUGGAGGAUUUGAGGCCUUUGAGAGUUUGCUGCAGCUGGUCGAUGCCCGCAGCAGUUAUGAGGAGUUCUGUGUGCCCAUGUGCAUGCUGCCCGCCACCAUCAGUAAUAAUGUAUCCGGUACUGACUUCAGCAUUGGCGCUGACACUUCACUCAAUGCCAUAGUGGAGACGUGUGAUCGUAUAAAGCAGUCCGCUAGUGGAACCAAGCGCCGCGUGUUCAUCAUCGAGACGAUGGGCGGUUACUGUGGUUACCUGGCAACAGUGGGGGGGCUGGCAGCCGGAGCGGAUGCAGCCUACAUCUAUGAAGAGCCGUUUGACAUCCGAGACCUACAGUCUAACGUCGAACAUUUAACUGAGAAGAUGAAGACUAGCAUCCAGAGAGGUUUAGUGCUCAGGAAUGAGAACUGCAGUGAGAACUACACGACUGACUUCAUCUACCAGCUGUACACUGAAGAGGGCAAAGGAGUCUUUGACUGCAGGAAGAAUGUCCUGGGACACAUGCAGCAGGGUGGCGCUCCUUCACCGUUUGACAGGAACUUUGGCACCAAGAUUGCUGCUAAAGCCAUGCAGUGGAUCUCCAAGAAGCUCAAGGAGUUUUACAGACAAGGACAUGUGUUUGCGAACACAGAGGAUUCUGCUUGUUUGUUGGGGAUGCGGCGCAGAGCUCUGGUUUUCCAGCCCGUUGUACAACUGAAGGAUGAGACUGAUUUCGUUCACAGGAUCCCGAAGGAACAGUGGUGGCUCAGACUGCGUCCACUCAUGAAGAUUCUGGCCAAGUACAAAACCAGCUACGACGUGUCCGACUCGGGCCAGCUCGAACACAUUGUCCGUCUGAGAGCUAAAGACAACUCUGCUGUUUAAAAUCAGUCCAAGUGAAGCUUAGUUGUCUUGAAAAUAUAAACGUAUUUAUUGAGGACCUGUGAUUCCAUAGCAGAUCUUGUAGAAGUCUGUCUUGACCUGAACACAUAAUCAUAUACAGUCUGUGUAAAGCAGUUCACAUUAAAGUGUGACCAUAGACAUACAGCCACAAAAUCCUUAAAUAUUGUAGCUCAGUGUUGUGACAAUCCAUAUGCUCAAGCAAAUAGCUUAUCCCUUAAAUGUGGCCAAGUGGUAUAUUUUGUUAAUAUGCAAGAUUUCCAUAUUUAUAUUUAUUCUAAUAAAGCUUAUUUUCAUUGACUGAAUGAACAGUCCAGCUCCACUGACCAAUUCCAAAACUGCACCUUGUUUUAAUUUAAAUGAAGUCUGAAGGAAGUCUUCCAAACUGCUAUUGUUUGUUAGCGCAGGCACUUUGUACCAAAGCAGAUGUUGUGUUAGUCAUGAUAUACAUGUGUAUAUGCUUCUAAUGCUUCAUAAACUCCCUUUAAAAUGUAAAAA
Messenger RNA from Megalobrama amblycephala (Wuchang bream), 3220 nucleotides. It is a transcript of the gene pfkpb, whose product is annotated as phosphofructokinase, platelet b. The transcript has 22 exons. Gene Ontology annotation, cellular component: 6-phosphofructokinase complex; cytoplasm; membrane. NCBI's taxonomy places the organism in Eukaryota, Metazoa, Chordata, Actinopteri, Cypriniformes, Xenocyprididae. Gene Ontology annotation, biological process: fructose 1,6-bisphosphate metabolic process; fructose 6-phosphate metabolic process; canonical glycolysis. Gene Ontology annotation, molecular function: identical protein binding; monosaccharide binding; fructose-6-phosphate binding. Bases 359 to 2707 code for a protein of 782 amino acids. The record is from RefSeq and is a predicted model, not a curated record.